AAUGGAAAAAACUCCUUUGCUGAGAGGAGAGGAGAGCAGAGUUGAAUUUGAAAAUGGAGGGCGUGUCGUACCAGCGAUUCCCCAAAAUUAAAAUUCGAACGGUGAAGGAUGAUUUCAUGAAGUUCGAGCUGCGUGAAACUGAUGCCAGCAUCGCUAAUGCGCUUCGGCGUGUGAUGAUUGCGGAAGUUCCUACAAUUGCCAUCGAUUUGGUGGAAAUCGAGGUGAAUUCGUCUGUCCUUAACGACGAGUUCAUUGCGCACCGGCUCGGCCUCAUUCCACUCACCAGCGAGAGAGCCAUGAGCAUGCGCUUCUCCCGAGACUGCGACGCGUGCGACGGAGAUGGCCAGUGCGAGUAUUGCUCCGUCGAGUUCCAUCUGCGCGCCAAAUGUAUCAAUGACCAGACGCUGGAUGUGACCUCCAAGGACCUGAUUGGCUCCGAUUCUACCGUUCUUCCAGUUGAUUUUUCCGAUUCCUCGACCGGCGAUGGCUCAGAAAACAGGGGAAUUAUUAUUGUGAAGCUGCGCCGUGGUCAGGAGCUGAUUUUAAGAGCCAUAGCUCGCAAAGGAAUAGGCAAGGAUCAUGCCAAAUGGUCUCCUGCCGCAACUGUCACUUUUAUGUAUGAGCCUGAUAUUUAUAUCAAUGAAGAGUUGAUGGAGACUUUAACCCUCGAGGAGAAAAAGGAGUUUGUUGAAAGCAGCCCCACAAAAGUGUUCGACAUAAAUCCAAACACUCAUCAGGUUUACGUUUAUGAUGCUGAGGCGUAUACGUAUGACGAUGAAGUUCUUAAGAAAGCUGAUGCAAUGGGGAAGCCCGGCCUCGUAACGAUCCAAGCCAAAGAAGACAGCUUCAUAUUCACCGUAGAGACAACAGGUGCAAUAAAAGCAUCUCAGUUGUUCCUGAAUGCCAUAGAAGUUCUUAAACAGAAGCUGGAUGCUGUUAGGCUGUCGGCAGACACAGUGGAGACUGACGAACAGUUUGGCGAGCUCGGGGCACACAUGCGCGGAGGUUGAUCUUUCUUCCUCGUGUUUCGACUGACUGAAAAUGAAGUAACUAGUCGCGGUAUGGAACAUGAUCCUAGGCUGUAAUUAUAUGGGAGCUGUGUUUGAUUUGAUGGUACGGAGAAGCUCAUUGUUUAAGCCGUCCGAUUGCUAUUUCGAUCUUUUUGCAGGCAGGCUAAUCUCAUCUGGAAUUGGUAA
Andrographis paniculata is the source of this 1196-nucleotide messenger RNA. Its product is annotated as DNA-directed RNA polymerases II, IV and V subunit 3-like. Gene Ontology annotation, molecular function: protein dimerization activity; DNA-directed RNA polymerase activity; DNA binding. Gene Ontology annotation, cellular component: RNA polymerase II, core complex. Gene Ontology annotation, biological process: DNA-templated transcription. NCBI's taxonomy places the organism in Eukaryota, Viridiplantae, Streptophyta, Magnoliopsida, Lamiales, Acanthaceae. The transcript is spliced from 3 exons. The record is from RefSeq and is a predicted model, not a curated record. The coding region runs from base 54 to 1010 and encodes 318 amino acids.